CUGAUUGGGGAGUGAUGAUUUCCACCUGUGAGGGGAGAAGGAGAGAAAAGAAAAACACACACAGGAUACUUGUAUCCGUAACAGCGUUUGAUGGAUACUUUUUGUCUUCUAAUGCCUCUGAAGGGGAAAGUAAUCUGAAAGUAACCAGUUUACGUUGCUGAGUUUGGGUAAUCCAAAAGUUACAUUACUGAUUACAAUUAGAGGUCUCAACCUUUGUCACAGGCUUUCACCUCGUGAGGGAAGCCUGGGAGCUGAGGCUAGUGGUCAUCUGACAUCAUGGAGAACAGUCCUGGAGGGUGAAUUAUUCACAAAUCCACAGUAACAGAGCUUAGAAUCAUCUCUCUCUGGGGCUGUCUCUCAGUCUCAAUACACACAAGCUUCCUCUUUCUGACCAAGCUCCAGACCUUCAACACUGCAGCACCAUGUACGACUGUAGAGGAGCUGACCACUGGAGCUGCCGUUUCUCAGGCCCUGCAUCAGAUGUGAAGAACAUGCAUACGCACACACAAUACACAAUAUAUGUCCAGGCUGCAGAGACAUGCAUUUUUACUGACAGUCUUACCCUGGCUGAAUAUUAAACACACUGGAGUCGGGUAUAAAGCCCAGUCAGAUUCUGGGGUUGGAUAUUUUCUGAUUUGAAUACGGUUGUUUAGUAGACAUUUUUUUUGUCCAAUGCUUAUGCAUGUGUGUGUGUUGUGCAAUGCAGAGAUCCAGCGUGGUUCAGUGAGAGUUGGCUUGGUCGCAUUAAAGAAGAUGUUGGGAAUAACUGGAGACUGAAGAUGAACAACCUGAAGAAGAUCCUUCAGAUGAUGGUGGAUUACUACAAUGAGGUCCUGAGCCAGCAGAUCCAGGAGUUCCCCCUGCCAGACCUGGUGAAGGUGGCAGAACACUCAGACCCUAUAGAACUGGGACGACUGCUGCAGCUCACACUGGGCUGUGCUGUCAAAUGUGAACGCAAGCAAGAGUACAUCCAGAUCAUCAUGACUCUGGAGGAGUCCGUACAGCAUGUGGUGAUGACAGCCCUUCAGGAGCUGAUGAGUAAAGAGAACAUGGCCCAGUUUGGAGCAGAGCCACCGGGGGACGUAGAAUCACAGUUGAAGAAGGCUCUCGAGGACCUGGCAGAUCUGAUGGCAGAAAAGGAGGAGCUAGCCCAGCGCUGUCAGGAACUCGACGUACAGGUGACGGUCCUUCAGGAGGAGCGGAACAGCCUAUUAGCUGAGAACGACGUGCUGACGGACCGAGCCAAUCAGCUGGACUCGUUUGAUGACCCGAGCACGCCCUCCGGACGGAAACACAGCCAGCUACAGAUACAGCUAGAGACACUACAGGAGGAGAACUUUAGGCUAGAGGCAGCUAAGGAUGACAACCGUAUCCACUGUGAGGAGUUGGAGAAGCAGCUGAUUGAGGUUCAGCAUCGUAACGACGAACUCACCAGCCUGGCAGAGGAGUCACGAGCACUUAAAGACGAACUCGAUAUCCUCAGGAGCUGUUCGGACCAUGCUGUGAAGCUGGAGGCGUCAGUGGAGACAUACAGGCGUAAACUGGAGGACCUGGGAGAUCUGAGAAGACAAGUCAAACUUCUGGAAGAGAAGAACAUGACCUACAUGCACAACACUGUCAGUCUGGAGGAGGAGCUACGCAAGGCUAACACUGCCCGUGCACAGCUAGAGACAUACAAGAGACAGGUCCAGGAGCUGUACCGGAAGUUGUCAGAGGAGUCUCGGCGGGCAGACAACCUUGCUUACGAAAAGAAGAAGUUUGAAGAGAAACAUGACGCCGUGAUGAGGGAGAAAGAGAGGAUCAUCAUUGAGCGAGACUCUCUGAAGGAGACCAAUGAGGAGCUGCGAUGUAACCAGGCUCAACAGGACCAGCUCCUACAAGCAGGGAUGGCAGGGAUGCCAGCUGGUAGUCCAACCCAUGAUAACCUUGCUGCUGAGAUCCUACCUGUAGAGUACAGGGAGAAGAUUAUCCGGCUCCAGCAUGAGAAUAAGAUGUUGCGUGUGCAGCAGGAGGGAUCAGAAAAUGACAAGAUCUCUGAACUACAGACCCUGCUAGAGGUGGCACACAGAACCUGCUCUGAACUGGACACUGACAACAGGUUAAGCAGGGAGAGGGUCACUGAGCUGCAGCAGCAGGUAGAGGAUUUACAGAAAGCCCUACAGGGCCAGGGAGCCAAGACUGAUGACUCUCACCUGAAGAGGAAACUGGAUGCUCAUAUGGUGCAACUGAAUGAGGCGCAGGAUGAGAUCAUGAAGAAGAAAGAACUCCUGGAGGACUUGCAGCCAGACAACACACAGACCUCUCUGAGACUGGAUGAGCUGAUGGCUGCUCUGAAGAAGAAGGAUGAUGACAUGAGAGCCAUGGAGGAGAGAUACAAGAUGUACCUGGAGAAAGCACGCAAUGUGAUCUGUGCAUUGGACCCCAAGCUGAACCCAGCCACAGCAGAGAUCCAGGCUCUAAAGAACCAGCUGACGGACAGAGACAAGAGGAUCCUCAGCCUGGAGAGGGAGUGUGAGCAGGCAAAGCUGAGAGAGUAUGAAGAGAAGCUGAUUGUAACAGCAUGGUACAACAAGAGUCUGAGCUUCCAGAAGCUGGCGAUCGAGGCCCGUCUCGGGGGUCGCUCCAUCUCCAUGGUGCCCCCAGUUCAGUCCUUCCUGACCCAGCAGCGCCAGGUCACCAACGCUGCCCGCAGGAACCUCUCUGUCAGCGUGCCUGCCACCACCACUAAGUAGACCUGGGAUGGGUGACUACUGAGGUGGGCCAGCGUGUGUACAGGCUUCUUCUAUUAAUGUUGAACCAUGAUUAGUUCAAUCAGGUGUGUUAGUGCUGGUCUGGAACAAAGGCCUGCUGACACUGCGGCCCUCUAGGACUGGGAUCUCCUACAUCUGACGUAAACAAACAAAUGGCUCCUCUCUAACUUUUUUCCAGAAAUGUACACUCAAGUGACCUUAAGCACAUUAGUUAUCAGUCCCUGGAGAGGGGACAAGCAUGCACUGACUGACUUGAACAUGAGCACUUACUCUAACCAGGUUCCCUCCUCACUGAUACACCAGACGGUAACAGUUAUACUCCUCACUACAGUUGAGGAUGUUUAUUAUCUCCGGUAAUGAGUUUGGUCUGGCAACCCUACCAACAUGCUUUAUUAGCUUAGCACAUAGCCUAGCACAUAACACUGACUGAGCCCUACAAUAUACCUGUGUUAACCUAGCUAGCAGCAGGCUCUGACUAGCAGUGAUUCCUAACCUUGACAUAUCCUGACAUGUACACUGAGUGUACAAAACAUUAAGAACACCUUCCAAAUAUUGACUCCUAUGCCUCCCACAGUUGUGUCAAGUUGAUAUGGAUGUCCUUCUGGUGGUGGACCAUUCUUGAUACACAUGGGGAACUGUUGAGUGAGAAAAAACCCUGCAGCGUUGCAGUUCUUGACACAAACCUGUGCUCCUGGCACCUACUAUCAUACCCCAUUCAAAGGCACUUAAAUAUUUUGUCUUGCCCAUUCACCCUC
Messenger RNA from Oncorhynchus kisutch (coho salmon), 3505 nucleotides. RefSeq names its product protein Hook homolog 1-like. The record is from RefSeq and is a predicted model, not a curated record. Gene Ontology annotation, biological process: cytoskeleton-dependent intracellular transport; cytoplasmic microtubule organization. Bases 780 to 2732 code for a protein of 650 amino acids. Lineage: Eukaryota; Metazoa; Chordata; Actinopteri; Salmoniformes; Salmonidae. Gene Ontology annotation, molecular function: microtubule binding; dynein light intermediate chain binding. The transcript has 21 exons. Gene Ontology annotation, cellular component: centrosome; cytoplasm.